Molecule: messenger RNA, 2456 nt
Organism: Culicoides brevitarsis
Lineage: Eukaryota; Metazoa; Arthropoda; Insecta; Diptera; Ceratopogonidae
Product: protein-glucosylgalactosylhydroxylysine glucosidase-like
Exons: 4
Coding region: 80-2131 (683 amino acids)
Biological process (GO): carbohydrate metabolic process
Molecular function (GO): hydrolase activity, hydrolyzing O-glycosyl compounds
Source: RefSeq, a predicted model, not a curated record
AUUGCCAUCGAAUUUGGAUUUGCUGCCGACUUUGGGCAACGGGCACAUUGGAUUUACUGCCUUUAGCCAAAAUGUAUACAUGAAUGGCGUUUAUAACGGCAAGGAAGGUGACAGUUCACGUGCGCGAAUUCCCAAUUGGGCGAACAUUCGAAUGGAUUAUUGCACAUCGCGACAAUCGAACGAGUGCGAAUGGAAUUUGAAUGUCAAAGACGGCGUUUUUCGAGAGACAAUUCGCACAAAAGACUUCCAUCUGGAGCACGUUAUCUUUGCUCAUCGGAUUUUUAAUCGGGCGAUUAUCAAUCAAAUCAGUGUGACGAGAUUAAGUAACAAUGGAGAUUUAACAUUAAAAUUAUCUCAAAAUCCGGGCCCUUCAAGCAUAUACGAGAAAUUUUCCUAUCCUGAUCGUGUUGAUAUUGACUUCAAUGUGACAUCGAGUGAAAUAAUAACAAAUCGUCUUGUGCAUCGAAAAUGCGGAAACACGUUAAUUGUCGAAGAUGAACGUUACCAAAAAGAAACUCGUGCAGUUUGUGUCUUCUAUACUGAUAUACCACAAACUUUAGUCAUGAAAAUUAAUGAAUUUUCGAAUAUUUGGACUUUUAUAAUGACAGUAGAUGAAUCAACAGAAGUUGCGAGGGCGGAAAUCACCGAUUUACUUCUCUUACCUGAUCAUGUCAUUUUUAACUCUCACAAAGGAUCAUGGAACAACUUUUGGUCUCAUCAAUUCGAUAUUCAUCUAUUUGGCGAUCCGAAUCUUGCUUCGGCAAUUCAUGCAAGCAUCUUUUAUCUUGCAAGUAAUCUUCCUUCGCCCGUAACACGUCAACCACAAACGCAAUUUUACGGUUUGAGUCCCAAUGGGCUUGGAAGAGGAGGUUUUAACGAAGAUUAUUGGGGACAUAACUUUUGGGAUACUGAAAUUUGGAUGUUUCCAACGGUGAAUUUCAUGAAUUCGGGUUGGGCUCGUCAAUUAUUGGGUUAUCGAUAUCUCGUUUUGGCAGCUGCUAUGGAUUUCGCUAACGAAACAGGCUUUCGAGGAGCUCGUUUUCCAUGGGAAAGCGGAUUUACAGGACGAGAAGUUACGCCAGAGCCUAUUUAUUCGAACGAAAUUCACAUAACAGCUGAUGUGAGUUUCGCAAUGAGACAAUAUUUCGCAAUGACACACGAUAAGGAAUGGCUUAUUGAUGAAGGUUGUGAAAUGUCACGAGAAAUUGCGAGAUUUUUCGCAAGUAGAAGUGUUUUUAACGAAACAACGGGAAAAUAUGACAUCAAUGAAGUAAUUGGACCUGAUGAAGACAACAAAUUGAUCAAUAAUAAUGUUUUUACGAACGUUGCUGCGAGUUACGCUCUCAAAUUUGGCGUUUUCACGGAAUGUUUGUGUUCAAAACUAAUCAAUUACUAUCCCGAAAAUUCUCCUGAAACAUCAUUAUGGAACAAAAUAGCCGAUAAUUUACAUAUCAAUUAUGAUGCAGUGAACGAUUAUCAUCCCCAAUUUGACGGAUAUAAAAUUGGAACGAGCAUCAAACAAGCUGACACAAUUUUACUUGGAUUUCCGCUUGAAUAUCAAGGCAUGAAUGCCUCAACACGCGCAAAUGAUCUCGAAAUUUACGAAAAAGUCACUCGUGCUUCGGGUCCCGCAAUGACAUGGAGCAUGCAUGCUAUCAACCAUCUCGAUUUGCAACACAAAUCCGAAGCUGAUCGAUUUUUGAACAAAAGUUAUGCAGAUUACAUUCGUUCUCCGUUCAACGUUUGGUGCGAAUACACAUCACAAGGAUGCGGCGCAGUAAAUUUCAUUACAGGAGCCGGCGGAUUUCUUCAAGUAAUUUUAUCGGGAUAUGCGGGUAUUCGAACACGAUUGGAUCAUUUGCUCAUCAAAAAUCCUGAAAAAUUACCUGAUGUACAAAAAUUCAAAAUUCAUGGAUUAACUUACAUGGGAAAUCGUUUCAGCGUGAAUUACGAUCCAAACGUCUCUUUUAUUGAAUUUUCAGAGAUUAAUGAGAAUAGACCUCGGUUAGUUGUUGAAUCGGAAGGAAUUAAAUAUCUCGCUUGUAGGAAUUGCAAAUUUCACAUUUUUGGCGAUGAUCUGAAGCUAUACUUGGAUUACAGUUACCCAAUCAAUCAGUGUCUCAUUGCUUGAUUCAAACAUGUUGUUUAAAUUAAUAAAUUUCGGAAUAAAUGUCACACACGCAAUAAAUGAUUAGAUGAUUAGAACGAAACAAGCCACUAAAUAGCCUUCAUGUCGGAAAAUUGUAAUAAUUUGUCCAUUGUCAUGUAACAAAUAAUCAAAUUACCAACAAUCUAUCACUGUCCUUUGCGUUGUCUGUUUGAAAAUUUACUCGAAAUUGAUGAAACAACUACCUUUGACGGCAGAUAUUUAACAAAUUCAUCUCGAGCUGGGAGGACAACCACACAUUUAACACGAAAUUUAUCAGGUCAGAGAUACGCAAUGAAUAAAUUAUUGU